Molecule: messenger RNA, 900 nt
Organism: Tribolium madens (black flour beetle)
Lineage: Eukaryota; Metazoa; Arthropoda; Insecta; Coleoptera; Tenebrionidae
Product: zinc finger matrin-type protein 2
Exons: 1
Coding region: 130-729 (199 amino acids)
Biological process (GO): mRNA splicing, via spliceosome
Cellular component (GO): U4/U6 x U5 tri-snRNP complex; spliceosomal complex
Molecular function (GO): zinc ion binding; nucleic acid binding
Source: RefSeq, a predicted model, not a curated record
AAAAUUCCUAAAACUAACCUAAAAUUUUGACAGUUGUCAAACUGAACUCCGAAUUUGUCAACAUUAUUAUUAUUGUAACUGAAGUUUUAGUUAAUUAAUUGUAAUUCUGUUAAAGAAAAAUACUCAAAAAUGUCGAUGAGGCCUGACGAUCAUCGCAGAAAAUGGGACAGGGAUGAAUAUGAGAGAUUAGCUGAGGAGCGCAAGAGAGAAGAAAUCGAACGUCUUGAAGAAGAAACAAAGAAAAAGAAAGGCCCUCCAGUAAAACGUGAACUGUUAAAAACUCGAGAAUAUAAAGUUGAUUUGGAUUCAAAACUCGGCAAAAGCAUUGUAAUAAAUAAAAACACACCAACAUCACAAUCUGGAGGUUAUUAUUGCAAUGUCUGUGACUGUGUUGUUAAAGAUUCAAUCAACUUUUUGGAUCAUAUCAAUGGCAAAAAACAUCAGCGAAACUUAGGAAUGUCGAUGAGGAUUGAACGUAGUAGUUUAGAUGCAGUUAAACGAAGAUUUGAUCAAAACAAGAGGAAAAUGGAGGAAAAGAAGAAAGAUUACGAUAUGGCAGCACGCAUGCAGGAAAUUGCUGAAGAAGAGGAAAAGUUACGAGAGUACAGAAGGGAGAAAAGGAAGGAAAAACGAAAAGCAGAAGAAAUGUUAUAUGAAACUCCUGAACAAUCAAAUGAACUUGCUAGCAUAAUGGGAUUUGCAGGUUUUGGAUCCUCUAAGAAAAAGUAGCCUUCAUUUCACAACCUUUAUUACAAUAAUUUAGAGACAUUAAAGAUUAAAUAAAAAUCAAUGUUAUAGUCAUUAUUACUAAAUUAAGUACAGUUGGAAGAAUCAUGUCAGCCUGUAAAACAGUAAGUUAAAAUGAAAUAAAUAUGAUUAAGGGAAAAAAAUGCCUUGUUU